AUGAAGAGAAACACACUUGUAGGAGGAAGUGAAAGCUACAUAUCUGGAAAUAACACCAGAAUAAGGAUAUUACCGCCAAAUACAUUCAAUUUCAGACCAAAAGAUCAUAUCCAAGUUUAUGAUAUGGAAAUAUGCUUAUUGGAUAUUAAGGACAUAAUCAGAAGACAAGAAAAAGGUUGUAUGCAAUCUAAUAUCAAUAACCCUGCAGUAUAUUUUACACCAAGACCAACAUAUAUUAUGUUCGAUGGAAUAGCUAUGACAUUGGAAGAAAUACAAAUAAGGCGUGAUGAAAUCAAGUAUGCCGCAAAUUGGGCCAAGAUAAUGAAAGGAUGUUAUUUCGAGUAUCAAGAACUGAUAGAAAGAAUAUAA
This is a messenger RNA of Triticum turgidum subsp. durum (durum wheat), 369 nucleotides long. NCBI's taxonomy places the organism in Eukaryota, Viridiplantae, Streptophyta, Magnoliopsida, Poales, Poaceae. The record is from the annotation of a GenBank genome assembly.